Messenger RNA from Odobenus rosmarus divergens (Pacific walrus), 900 nucleotides. RefSeq names its product melanoma-associated antigen 8-like. Gene Ontology annotation, biological process: negative regulation of transcription by RNA polymerase II. The record is from RefSeq and is a predicted model, not a curated record. Gene Ontology annotation, cellular component: nucleus. Bases 1 to 900 code for a protein of 299 amino acids. The transcript has 2 exons. NCBI's taxonomy places the organism in Eukaryota, Metazoa, Chordata, Mammalia, Carnivora, Odobenidae.
AUGCCCCUGGGUCAGAGGAGUGAGCUGUGGAAGCUGGAGGGAGACCCAGGCCCGGCGCAGGGCCUGGUGGAGGCACAGCUGUCGGGGGCUGGGGAGGAGGAGGUCCCCCGCGCCCCCGCCUCCUUCUCCGCCUGGGCCUCCUCCCAGUCCGCCGCCCCAUCUGGCUCCUGCUCUGCCCUGUUUUUGUCUGACCAGGGCUCCAGCAACUCCGAUGAGGAGGGGUCGAGCCCCUGCGAGGAGCCCGAAGAAGCCCAGCCGGGGCUCCAAAACAUAGUCCAGGGGAAGCUGGCCGACCUGCUGGAGUUCUUGCUCCUCAAGUAUCACACCAAGGAGCCGACCAGCCAGGCAGAGAUGCUGGAGGUCGUUGGCAAGGACGCCCAGGAUGCCUUCCCUGUGAUCUUGGGCCAAGCCUCCGAGUGCAUGCGGCUGCUCUUUGGUAUGGAUGUGAAGGAAGUGGACCCCAGCGACCACUCCUACAUCCUGGUGUCCGUCCUGGGCCUCACCUGUGACGGGAUGCUGAGCGGUGAGGAGGGAGUGCCCAAGACCGGCCUCCUGGUGGUGCUCCUGGGGGUGAUCCUCCUGCAUGGCGACCGUGCCCCCGAGGAGGAGGUGUGGGAAACGCUGGGGGUCAUGGGGGUGUAUGCCGGCCAGGAGCACAUCAUCUAUGGGGAGACCAGGGAGCUCCUCACCAAUGUCUGGGUGCAGGAAGGGUACCUGGAGUACCAGCAGGUGCCUAGCAGCGACCCUGCCCGCUACGAGUUCCCGUGGGGUCCCAGGGCCCACGCCGAAACCAGCAAGUUGCAAAUGCUGGAGUAUUUGCUCCGGGUCAAUCGCGGGCAGCCGGAUUCCUCCCUGGCCCUGUCUGAAGGGGCUAUGAGAGAUGAGGAAGAGGGGGUCUGA